Messenger RNA from Physella acuta, 1555 nucleotides. RefSeq names its product aldo-keto reductase family 1 member C15. The record is from RefSeq and is a predicted model, not a curated record. NCBI's taxonomy places the organism in Eukaryota, Metazoa, Mollusca, Gastropoda, Physidae. Gene Ontology annotation, molecular function: oxidoreductase activity.
CCAAAAAGAUAAACACGGGAACAUCAAAAAGUUGAUGUAUGUUUAUCAUUUAACGAACCACGAAAUUUUCAUAUCCUUAUUUCUGAUCAAUCCUCCUUAUCCUCAUUCUAAUCAAAUUCUUCUUCUUAAAAUGACAAUAUCUCGAUACUUAAGGUUGAAUACUGGAUUCAGAAUGCCAACCUUAGGGUUUGGUACAUUUACAUUAAAAGGAGACCCACUAAAAGAAGCACUAGAUUAUGCUUUGUUUUUGGGUUAUCGGCACAUCGAUACAGCAAGUUCAUAUGAUAACGAAAAAGAAAUUGGACAAGUUCUAAAUGAUAGAGUUAAAGCAGGGAAAAUGAAUAGAAAAGAUGUAUUUAUCACAACCAAAGUCCCCAGCACACACAUGAGAAAAGCUGAUGCUAUUGAGAGUGCGCACAAAUCAAUGGAAAACAUGAGUAUAAGCUAUAUAGACAUGCUGCUCAUACACCAUCCUUGGGCAGUUAGCAAAACAGAAGAGACUGAAUUAAAAUUUGAGCAUGUUGAUAUUCUUGAAACUUGGCAAGCACUGUCUGCACUGUUUAAAUGCGGGCAAGCUGCUAGUAUUGGGGUUUCAAAUUUUACGGUCAGGCAGAUUGAAAGAAUUCUUUCCUCCUCUGAUGUUCCCCCUGCUAAUGUUCAGCUGGAAUGUCACGCUUAUUUUUUACAACAAAGACUUAAAACUUUCUGUGACCAAAAUCACAUAGUGGUGUCUGCGUAUGCCCCGUUGGGGGCACCAAACAGGCCAAGCCGACAUGUUUCUAGCGCUGAGAAUUUACUAACCGACCCACUCAUUGUGGAAAUAGCUAAAAGCUACAGGAAAACUCCUGCGCAAGUACUGCUGAACUUUUUACUGCGUGCUGGGUUUGUUGCUUUACCUAAAAGCUCAAAGAAAGAAAGAAUCAAAGAAAAUUUAGAUACGCUAAAUUUCACAAUGACCACUAAAGACUACAACAGAAUUACUAGCUUAGACCAAGGCUUGAGAUUUUUUAGAUUUUUAUACAUGAGAGGGCACCCAGAAUUCUUUGAAGAAGAUGAUUUUUGAUUGGAGAACAUUCACCCCAUUUUUCGUGACAAGCUUUAAAACUAUGUGCCAUGUUUAAAAUAGUUAAAUAUAUAUUUAUCCAUGAAAUAUGAGCACAUUCAAAUUGUACUUUGUGUGAUCAAGACAACUGUGUUACAAAACCCCUUUGUUAGAAUUUGUAUUUACACAUUUCACUGAACAUUUGAAUUCAGUGAUAUGAAUGAAGUGAUAUUGAGAAUUUCAUGUUUUGUUAGUAUGAACUUCCAAGUAUCGUCAUUGCAGUUAAGCAUUAAGGAUUGCUAUCAUAUCACCUGCAAAGAAAGAGUUAGCUUAGCUCAGAUUGAAUGAGAUUUAAUUUGUGAACUAUGUUACUAGAUUGAAAUAUCAAGAAAAGUACUAGUAUACUGGAUUAGAACUCUCUUUCAUAUUGGUCAGACUGGAUCAGGAAUAAGAAUCAAGCAUUUAUCACAUCCAGAAACAUUUGCUUCUUCUCCUGCUGCAUUUAACCUCCGU